Molecule: messenger RNA, 2063 nt
Organism: Pteropus alecto (black flying fox)
Lineage: Eukaryota; Metazoa; Chordata; Mammalia; Chiroptera; Pteropodidae
Gene: DMRT1
Product: doublesex and mab-3 related transcription factor 1
Exons: 6
Coding region: 1-1113 (370 amino acids)
Biological process (GO): regulation of transcription by RNA polymerase II; sex differentiation
Cellular component (GO): nucleus
Molecular function (GO): RNA polymerase II cis-regulatory region sequence-specific DNA binding; DNA-binding transcription factor activity, RNA polymerase II-specific
Source: RefSeq, a predicted model, not a curated record
AUGCCCAACGACGACGCAUUCAGCAAGCCCUCGGCGCCGUCGGAGGCUCCGCACGCCCCCGGGGCACCGCCGCAGGGCAAGGCCGGGGGCUUCGGCAAAGCAGCCGGGGCGCUGCUUGGGUCGGCGGGCACCGGGGGCGGCAGCAGCGGCGGCUCGGGCUCAGGGGCGUCGGGCGUGGGUGCCGCCAGCAAGAAGUCCCCGAGGCUGCCCAAGUGCGCGCGAUGCAGGAACCACGGCUACGCGUCGCCGCUCAAGGGCCACAAGCGCUUCUGCAUGUGGCGUGACUGCCAGUGCAAGAAGUGCAACCUGAUCGCCGAGAGACAGCGCGUGAUGGCCGCGCAGGUGGCUCUGAGAAGGCAGCAGGCCCAGGAGGAGGAAUUGGGGAUCAGCCACCCCAUCCCACUGCCCAGCGCUGCUGAACUGCUUGUCAAGAGAGAGAACAAUGGCAGCAACCCCUGCCUAAUGAUUGAGAGCAGCAGCUCCUCGCAGCCCCCGCCACCCAGCACCCCCACCACUGCAACUUCAGCAGGGAAAUGGGUUGUCAGUCCUGCACCUGCAAUCACCAGCAGAGGGCAUGUGGAGAACACACCUGACCUGGUUUCAGACUCCACCUACUACAGCAGCUUUUACCAGCCAUCUCUGUUCCCUUACUACAACAAUCUGUACAACUACCCGCAAUACUCCAUGGCCUUGGCUACUGACUCCACUUCUGGGGAUGUAGGAAGCCCUCUCGGGGGAUCCCCUGUGAAGAACAGCCUUCGGAGCCUACCAGCACCUUAUGUGCCUGGUCAGGCAGGAAACCAGUGGCAGCAAAUGAAAACCGUGGAGAAUCGCCAUGCAAUGAGUUCCCAGUACAGGAUGCAUUCUUACUACCCGCCUCCCUCUUACCUGGGCCAGAGCGUGUCCCAGAUCUUCACCUUUGAGGACGGCCCUUCUUACUCAGAAGCCAAAGCGAGUGUAUUCUCGCCACCCAGCAGUCAAGAUUCUGGCUUGGUUUCCCUCUCCAGCAGCUCUCCUAUUAGUAACGAGAGCACAAAGGGAGUGCUUGAAUGUGAGUCGGCCUCGGAGCCCAGCAGCUUCACGGUCACUCCCGUCAUCGAGGAGGAUGAGUAAGCGGUGACCGAUGCCUUUGGCGGUUCACUUGGAAUAGCAGGCUUAUUCCAUUUAUACACAGGGUUUGUUGUUAAUAUUUGCCUUGACUCAUGCCUACUUAACUGUUAAGAACGCGUUUGGUUUAUACUCCUUAGAGUUUAAUUCAGCCCAGAGGCUAAAACACACUUGGAAUAGUUAGGAUCGGUGACUGCCAUCCACAAGAAUUAAGUGUUUUUGCUCAUGGAGUUAAAUAUUAAAUAGUAGUGUCCCUCAUUUUUUUAAGACACUGGUUUACAUGUAGUUUUCAAGAAAUACAGUAAUUCAAGUAAAGCAAUACAUUUGCAUCUAAAUGUGUCAGAUAUUACUUUUUAGUUUUAAAAUGAAAUCUUAGGUGCUUUAGAUGUUUUUGAAUUUUAGUAUUUUAAUAUAACUCUAUAAAUUUAGCCUAGUACCUGACCAGUGAGGAGAAAAAAAAACAAAAUUAGUGAUUGUUUUAGAAAUCUGCAGAAGGUCAGAGUAAAUACUAUGUGUUUGUGUUACUAUUGGAAAAGCGUAGCCCCACCCCACACCCCUAAAACAUGUAUCCUUUCCAAAACAUGACUGAAAUAUAGUCAGAAGAAAAAAAUUAAUGCCUUUAAAAAUUAAUACUCCCUUUUAUGUAAAGGGUAAUUUGAAAACAGUACAAUUUAAAGUAACUCCAAUAAGGCAGAGUUCCCGGGUGUUGUUUCUAGAAUAAUAUAAGAGUUUAUCAUACACAUUCUUUCUACUUCAGGAAAAAAAUGGAUGCAAUCUAGAGUAUUUUGUAACCUUAGGCUGUAAUUUGAUUUGAAAAUAAGUACAUCUUUAAAAGUUACUACAGAUUUCUAAGUUCAUUAUUUUCUUAAAAAUUGCUUGUGGAGUACUUCCUUAUGUAACAGAAGCCAUCCUGAAAUGAAACUAGUCUAAAAAAAAUUCAUUGUUCUGUGUAGUUG